GCCAAGUAUAAAUCUGCGUUUGAUUGCGGGGAGGAACAUCGAACAAUCCACCAGCAAGUCCGGACCAGAGAAGCGUGCAUGACAGCCCGGCUCAAAGUCGACCAACGGACGGACAAAAAGUGCCUGGAUAAAAUCUACAGCUAAAACCAGCUCGAUUCCAGCAGGUGUGAAUAAUAUCCAGGCCAACGGAGAAGGGGGGAAAAAUGAAGAUUCUCAGCCUCAACUUCCUCACCUGCGCGGUGAAGACAUGCCGAGCAUCGUCAAACUCGUUCCCUCUCCACCCUAAGGACGCCGAGCUGGUGCAGGACGACGUGGAGCUCAACGCCCAGCUCCUGGUCAAUAUCCUGCCGAGGAUCGACUGGCCUGCGCUUUGCACCACCGCAACCGAGCUCGGAUUCCCUGCCCUCCCACCGCAGCCGCCGACGGCGGAGGCGCUCAAGGCGGACGAGAAGAUGCUCAAGGACCUGCACAACCUGCUCAUCCAGACCCAGAUCAACCAGGGGAAGCUGGUGUGCUCCAACUGCAAUCACGAGUACGCCAUCCGGGAGGGGAUAGCAAACUUCCUGCUCCCCAGUCAUCUCGUCUGAACUGAAGGGGCGGACGUGUCCGGGUCUUAGGGAACACUUGCAUGUUUGAAUUCAUCUUGGAGUUCUGGUUCUGGCUUAAGGGAGGAAAAUAAAAGAAUGGACAUCGCCGACCGGUAAAUGAAUGUGCACGAUGGCAUGUUGACCAAGGAAACGAGAGCAAACUACAGUGGGUAAUGGUCCAUGGCACCUUGAUACACUGUCGCAAUUUGACGAUACCCAUAUAACAAAAUCACUCGAGAUGGCGAGCAGAAUUACCGACCGACAUGAUCGCUCUGUACUCUGAAUAUGCAUAAAAAAACAAGCCCAUAACUCCCUAUCC
Messenger RNA from Gaeumannomyces tritici R3-111a-1, 906 nucleotides. Its product is annotated as trm-112. Gene Ontology annotation, molecular function: protein heterodimerization activity. The transcript is spliced from 2 exons. Lineage: Eukaryota; Fungi; Ascomycota; Sordariomycetes; Magnaporthales; Magnaporthaceae. Bases 204 to 587 code for a protein of 127 amino acids. The record is from RefSeq and is a predicted model, not a curated record. Gene Ontology annotation, biological process: tRNA methylation; rRNA (guanine-N7)-methylation; peptidyl-glutamine methylation.